GUAUAGACCCAGGGCACCAGGUGACACCAGUGACACAGGUGAUUGUGGUCACACUGAUUAACUCACACAGCAGGAACAGGAAACAGACAGACGUAACAGUGACAUUACAAAGUGGGUGAAACGUCACUGUUCAAAAAAAACAUCACUGUUUGAUUGUAGUAACCCUGCACCCCAUACUGGGUAGCUUCACCCAUGCUACCACUCCUAUUCUCUAGUCUAGUCACACUCCUAGUCACUUCCUGUCUUUCUGCCAUUUUUUCUUCUAGCAAUCAUACAUAUUGUAUUUUAUCCCCGCCUUCUGUCUGUGAAUAAUCAUCCCAUCAUCUCUGUUUACCUUCCACAUGAUGGCCACUAGAAUCUAACCUCAACAACUCAACAGCAUGUGCCAUGCAAACUGAUCUCUUGAAACGGUUCCCCAAACCUUCCUGAGCCAUGCCAAUAUUUUACAAAACAAAAUACAACCACACACCACCAAACAAAAAUAUUCAAAAAAAUAUUUUUUUUUGCAAUGAAAUAUAAUUAUCUUCCAGAUUAAAUUUACUCAGUCAGUGUGAAACCUGGGCCUGUUUAGUUGAACACAGCUUUGAUAUACAGUCACAGGAAUUGAAGGAAUACACACACAGAGAUCUCCUUCAAUAGCUUUGAGUCUCCCUCUUCUUUUUAGGGUUUUUAAGCCACCUGUGGCCACAUAGUGUGUAUAUAAUUGUUUUGCCUGUCAUUGUCACAUAGAACUAACAAGAACAUGUAUUUGCAGUAAAUAAAUAAAUACUGGUUUUCAGAGAAAUUGUGUGGAACUGGAUUAUUUUCCAAGGUACUCCUGAUGAUCUCUCACGACACACUAGUGUACCACAAAACAGUGGUUGGGAAUCACUGUCUCUGGACGUUUUAAUGUCUGAACUGAAACACUACAGUGGAAUGAAAUACCACAAAUGCCAUUCAUAUUAAGUUUUAGACCUUAGUAGUCUGACGCCGGUCUUAACACAGGAAUUUAAUAAGAAGAUUGAAAAAAUUACAGUAAAUGUGUGUCCUCAUGAACACACACUUACUGUGGAUCUUAUUAAAGAUCCAUAUACAGUGCAUGCACAAUAUUACUGUAGUUUGUACAAUUGUAGUAUCUUAAAUAUAGGUAGCAUUUUUAGCAAUUGUGUACCAGUUUUGGCUAAUGUUUCAUAUUUAGAAUUAUUUUUUGUUAAUUUCCAACUAUUGUAUUACUAACUACUACUAUUCUAUUACUUUUCUAUUAAGUUUUUAUUUUUACUAUACUUUUACCUCAGGUAUUUUGAGGAACUGCUUCAUUUUCAGUUAGCUGUAAAUGUCCAUUUUUUUAUCCUAUGUCUAAAUGAUCAGCUAGCCUGUAACCUUUUUCAAAAUUUGUGACCAACGUUUAAUCCACUUGAAAUGUGUACAUAAAACCAUCUGCAAGGUGUGAAAUACAUUUCAUUUUCUCAUUAACAAAGGCAUUUGUAAAGAAAAGUUAAAAGUUCAGUUAUGGGUUAAAUAUCAACAAAGCAGCUGAAUCUCUGGUAUACAAUUCUUGUGAACUGUUAGCUAAAAUUGAAGCUGUGAUUUUACUUUAAAAGUACUAAUCAAGUAACACUUACAGGUCUGAUGAUUUUGGAUACUGCCCUCGCCUCAUUUGUGGGUUUGAUUCCGGUAGGUUAUCCUGCUGUCAGUAGUUAGGCAGCAAAACUUGAGAGGUCAAGAGGGCUGAAAAAUACAGACCAUUCACCCUUCCCACAGGACAUAUAUCAGACAUAUAUCCAAAAAUAAAUAUAUACACAAUCUACCUUCUUGAGCCAAGGUAAAUGCAAAGGCAUUUUAACUUCCCUUUAAUAGUCCCAUUGCUGCCCCCUAGUGGCGAAAGUGAGCGUGGGGUGACUUUACCUUGGAGGAGAAGGAGGAGAUCUGUAGCUUCAGCUGAUGUUUGGCUGCUGAUGCGGGAUGUGUCCAGGUAAAGAGACCUCUCGGUUUAAAAAUCUGGAGCGCAGAGAUACAGCAGGGACGCUGGCUUCAGAGUUUUCACAGCGGAUAAGCGGCUGCAGGUCCGUCGGUCCACUUCCCAGUCCCGUCUCCGCUGAGUGUGUUGGAGGAAACAUUUCGGCAGACUUUAACGUCAGUAGCUUUUGCUGGCUUCAGUGUUGGAGCCUGAAGUCGUCAGGAUGCUGUGGCUGCUGAUCCCUCUGCUUCAUCUGAACGACUGCAGAGUCAGUGUUGCUCAGAGCGCAGCGUAUGAAGAAGGACGUGACCCUGACAGAUUUUCUGUGACAGCAAGGCCUCACAUCUACAAGUGUCGUUCACCAAACAUGGAGGACUUCACUUGCUGGUGGUAUCCACUGGACAACCUGACUAAUGCUGAGGACGUUUCCUACAUCCUCACCUACUCCAUUGGAAAGGGCCCCAUACAAGGAUGUCCAGACUAUGUGACUGCAGGUUCCAACAGCUGCCACUUCGACAAAGUCCACACAUCAGUGUGGGAGAUCUACUGUAUGAACGUGACAGCUGUGACAGCCCACAGGAACUACACGUCCCAGCAACACUGCAUAGAUGUGGCAGACGUAGUUCAGACUGAGGCUCCAGUCAACUUGACCUACAAACUGACAGACUUGAGUGAGGAUGACAGCGGCCAGAGCGUGUACCUGUCCUGGCAGUAUCCAGUACCUUCUCACCUGCACUACGGAUGGAUCACACUACUGUUUGAGCUACAGUACAGACCGAUCUCUGAGCCUGGAAACUGGAAGGUAAAACACCUGCAGCAAGACACUCAUGUGGAGCUAUUCGGCCUCGCUGUUGGCGACUACAUGGUCAGAAUACGGUGCCGUUCACGUAACUACGGCCUGUGGAGCAAAUGGAGUGACAUGCUGGUAAUGACAAUCCCCUCUGGACCACCAACAGGAAAGCUGUUAGUGGUGGUCCUGGUGAGUGUAGGUGUUGUGACUCUGGUGAUAUUUGCUGUGGGAAUACUCUUCCAGAACAAAAGGUUAAAAGUGUUCUUCCUACCACCUGUCCCGAAGCCACGCAUCCAGGGCAUCGACCCCCUGCUCCUGAAGAAGGGACAGCUGGAUGAGAUCAAUCAUCACUUCCGUACCUUCCACAGCUACAAAUCACCAAGUUACAUGGAAGAAAUCUGGGAAAAAGUCAGUGUGGACAGCUUCUGUCCCACAGACAUGACGAAGUCCAGUAGCCUGGUGAAAUCUACAAAUAAAAAGACAGAAACUCUUGUCAUUAAGCCAGAAGCCCCAGAUCAUCUUCUGGCAGAAAACCAGACACCAUCUGAGCGCUGUCAGUUAUCUUAUUGCUCUCUGCCUGCAGCAGGUUUUAGUCUGCCCCAACCUGGUCCUGACAUCAAAAUGCCAUUGAAUGAAAAUGUCAUUCAGCACAGUGACUCCACACCUCCUCCUGACAACAACCAUGGCACACAGCCUGAGUUCUACACUUGCGUACAACUGGUCAAAGAAAGCAGUCAGCUGCACCUGGUGCCGUACGUGGCCACAGUCGACUGCAAGAGGUUCUCAUUGCCUCUGGCCGAUAACUCAGAAGCAGGUGAAAUGGAGAAGAAACUAUUGGAUUGCCAAGUCCUGACCAAUGUGAAGAAGCUGAAGGAUAGUGAAAGAGCAGAGAUUCACCUUGAGGUCACCCAUCUGUUGCCUAGUGCUGCUGACUGAUGACACAGAAUGCUCUCUUAAAAAAAACAAAAAAAAACAAAUGUUCACACUACAGGAAGUGCCAAAACAUCUAAGUGGAACCUGUACAUUUCACAUGGACGGAUGGACGCCUUUUGAUAAAGUCACGGUGUGCUUCAGAAGUUCUGAUAAAACAUCACCCAGUUUACCUCUGCUCACAUUAAGAUUGAUUGAUACUUCAGAAGGACUAAAGCCAUGUCAAAAAAAGAGAAUAUUCAAAAGAGUGGGUUUGGUCAUUAUCUGAUCUCAGUCCCAUACUGUACAGAUCUGAGUUGUUAGUACUGCUUGAAGUUUAAAAAAAGAAGAAGAAGUAAAUAGUUCUUCUUUAUGGCAAGACUUUAUUGUAAGAAUAUUUAUUUAACUUAAAGUGGAAGUAUGCUGUUUUGUUUUCAUGUUUAAUGGUUUUGUGUUUGAUAGCAUUAAACAAACAGCAGUUGGUGGUGAGUACACAUUUAAAUAGCCUUUAUCCAGGAUUCCUUUUUUUAUAAACUGUCACCAUGACUGUAGACUCCCAUUUUUUUCUGUAAUCAAUUUUUGUAUUAUUUUGUUUUAUUUUGCACUUGUGUAUGGCUGUGAUGUAACAGUUUUUGAUUUUGUUGUGGUUGGCUUAGUGACAUAU
Cynoglossus semilaevis (tongue sole) is the source of this 4299-nucleotide messenger RNA. Its product is annotated as growth hormone receptor-like. Lineage: Eukaryota; Metazoa; Chordata; Actinopteri; Pleuronectiformes; Cynoglossidae. The record is from RefSeq and is a predicted model, not a curated record. The coding region runs from base 2160 to 3662 and encodes 500 amino acids. The transcript is spliced from 9 exons. Gene Ontology annotation, cellular component: external side of plasma membrane. Gene Ontology annotation, biological process: cytokine-mediated signaling pathway. Gene Ontology annotation, molecular function: cytokine receptor activity; protein binding.